This is a messenger RNA of Corticium candelabrum, 2863 nucleotides long. RefSeq names its product kinesin-like protein KIF16B. The record is from RefSeq and is a predicted model, not a curated record. The transcript is spliced from 12 exons. Gene Ontology annotation, molecular function: microtubule binding; microtubule motor activity; ATP binding. Lineage: Eukaryota; Metazoa; Porifera; Homoscleromorpha; Homosclerophorida; Plakinidae. Gene Ontology annotation, biological process: microtubule-based movement. The coding region runs from base 72 to 2771 and encodes 899 amino acids.
AAACUAUCCCGGAUAAAUUAUCCCGUAUAUAGAGUGAGUGUCAGUAACAAAUAUCCCGUAGGCUUCUGGUGAUGUCACGUGACGUCUCGAUGUCUGCCAUAAAAGUCGCCGUUCGUGUUCGCCCGUUCACCGAGCGCGAGUCGACGCGAAAAUCGAAAUGCGUCAUAUCGAUGAGAGACCGCCAGACGACUCUCUCGCUCUCCGGGACGUCGCAGAGUCGAGAAAACGAGCCCAAACGCUUCACAUUCGACUAUUCUUAUUGGUCGUUCAGUGAUUCAGAUCCGCACUAUGUAUCACAGGAGAAGGUACACUCUGAUUUGGGACAAUUGGUGUUGGAGUCCGUGUACACUGGAUAUAACUCAUGCAUAUUUGCUUACGGCCAGACUGGAUCCGGCAAGACGUAUAGCAUGAUGGGUUGGAAUGGUCAGCAAGGCCUUGUGCCUCGAAUAUCGCAAGAGCUGUUCACCAGAGCGGAAGCAGGAGAUCAGACAUCAGUCAAUGCUGAAGUUAGCUACUUGGAAAUUUAUAAUGAGAAGGUCAGAGAUCUCAUGAUUGACAGUGGAGUGAAACACAAUUUGAAAGUUCGUGAGCAUCCUCAAUCUGGUCCAUUUGUCGAUGGUCUUUCCAAGCACAUAGUAAUGUCAGCUGCUGACAUUCUUCGUCUCAUUGAAGUUGGCAACAACCACAGAACGACAGCCGCGACUCAGAUGAAUGACGUGAGCAGCAGAUCGCACGCAAUAGUAACGAUUAAUUUUACACAAGCAAAAAUGGAAGAUGGCAUUCCAAGCGAGACAAUGUCGAGAAUAAAUCUCGUGGAUUUGGCAGGCAGUGAGCGUGUAGAGUCGUCUGGAGCAACAGGAGAUCGACUAAGAGAAGGAUCGAACAUCAACAAGUCGCUCACUACACUCGGACUCGUCAUAUCAUCUCUUGCUUCUAACAGCACAGCAGCAUCCAAACCAGAAACCGAAAAGAAGAAAUUUGUACCAUACAGGGACUCGGUGUUGACCUGGCUGUUGAAAGACUCACUCGGCGGCAACUCGAAGACCAUCAUGUUGGCCGCCAUUUCACCCGCAGAUAUCAACUAUGGCGAAACACUCAGCACGUUGAGAUAUGCAAACAGAGCAAAAAACAUUGUCAACAAACCUGUUGUAAAUGAGGAUCCAAACGUUCUGUUGAUUCGUCAAUUGAGGGAAGAGAUUAUAAAGUUAAGGGCCAUCAUUGCAGAUCAAGGACAGACACAGACACCUAAUCGUUUGCUACAAACUCGCUUGAGUGAGAGCACGGCACUAAUGGAGACACUGACACAUGAAUGGGAAGACAAGUGGUCGCGCUCUCAUAAGAUACUGCAACAAGGCUCACUGGCAUUGAGCGAUAGCGGUGCACGUGUGAGGGUCGAGUCGGAACGGCCGCACCUUGUUGAACUUAGUGCGUCGCCAUUGACGACAAGCAUCACGAUAUGCAAUAUUAGAGAUGGAGUUACAACAUUUGGGUUACCAUCCUACUCACCAGACAUCGAACUAACCGGAGAUGACAUAACAGAAUUACAUUGCACUAUGGAAUACAACGACGACGUUGUCUUGCUCAAUCCACAGUCGGGAGCGAUGUGUAGCGUCAAUGGCAAGAGAGUAACAGAAAGCAUGCAGUUGUCUCAAGGUAAUGUUGUUUCUCUCGGGCAAUGGAACAUAUUUCGGUUUCAUCAUCCAGCUGAGGCGGAACGACUACGAAACAGUUCAACACACGAGAGACAACUGGCUAGUGUGUUUACACCAGAAAGAAUGAAUUUAGAGACUAAACAGGAGGAGGAGAUGAAGAUUGAGAAGCAAAGACUUGAGGAGAAGCAGAGACUUGAGGAGAAGCAGAGACUUGAGGAGAAGCAGAAGCUUGCAGAGCAAGAGCAACUGCAGAAGAAGAAACAAUUAGAGGAAGAACUUCAGCAGUUGAAUAGUUCAUUGCAAGGGGAGAGAGAUGCAUUGGAGGAACAGAAAGUGAAGUAUUUGUCCAUGAGGCAAGAAGAAGAAAGGAGACUUGCUGCACUCAAAGAAGAGGUAACAGAGAAAGAGUAUCUGCUCUGCCAACAACAAGAGAAGAUCUGUGAGCACGAGCAAACAUUACAAAAUCUCUCAUCACGAUCAUCCAUCAUCAGACAGUCAACUCCAAUUGCAACACAUCCUGAAAACGAAUCAACCACAACCACAACGGCAGUGGCAACAGCAACAGAAGACACAGAAAGAAACCGACACUCAACAACACCGGAGGAUCUCGACAAGCAGCAUGAGCAACUAGAGCUUGAACAAAAGUUACCCGAGCUUCAACAUCAGUUAGAACAAAGGAAACUAUCUACCCCAACUCGACAACCAAGCAUGGUGUUUAAAUCAAACAUGCGAGAACAUCUCUCAAAGAAACACGACCUCAGUAAGUUACCACAACUAGAAGUGACCGAAGAUGGUAUCUGUAGAGGAUUUCUCAUCAAGCAAGGUGAAGUUGUCCGAAACUGGAAGAAACGCUACUUCGUCUUCAACCCAUGCAAUCGUACUUUUACCUACUACACCGACCAUACACUCAAACACGUGAAGGGAAUUAUAUAUUUUGAUGCAAUACAGAGGGUGUGGUCGGAAGACAAAACCAGUGUGACUGACUGGUCACACAAAUUUUAUAUAAAGACAAUCCAACGUGUGUAUAAUAUCCGAGCUCAGACAAUGGCCACGAUGAAAGCGUGGAUUGACAUCGUGGAGACAACACAGAUUGACAACGUUUCUAUACACAAGUCGUAGCAGGACUACCAAAACUAUCAAUAUUAACCCGUAAUAUUGUGUGACAUCAAUCAACUGUAGCCAAUGAAAUAUUAUUGCCUGAUUUUUGUUGA